Molecule: messenger RNA, 2083 nt
Organism: Aspergillus vadensis CBS 113365
Lineage: Eukaryota; Fungi; Ascomycota; Eurotiomycetes; Eurotiales; Aspergillaceae
Product: translation initiation factor eIF-2B subunit family protein
Exons: 2
Coding region: 285-1994 (569 amino acids)
Molecular function (GO): S-methyl-5-thioribose-1-phosphate isomerase activity
Source: RefSeq, a predicted model, not a curated record
UUAUUUAUUCUUUAUCGAAGAUACGAAAUAAUAAUGAAUCAAAUAUAAGAGCAGGUUACUGACCAUGGCACAAAAGCUAUAUCAGCCCUCGAUAACCGUCGUAAGAUUCAUUUGAUGGUUGUCUGCAGCGAUAGCGUGAUGUGAUCAUGACCGAAUGAAUCCCCUCAUUUCUUUCGGCAGCUACCCGAUCAGCUGAUGUCUUCGCAUCUUUUAAUAUUCCCCGACUGUCGCCUCUUCUAUUCAUUCCUUUUUAUCUGACAAGAAACGGCGAUCGCCCCGCGCGUAUGCUGAUCAGCCGAAAGGCUUAUUCUUUCGCUCCUCUUUUUACAUGCCGCCGCAGCGUACAUAGUAGCAUCAACCGGCGUAGUUUAUCCGCCACAUUCAAAAUGUCGCACAAGGAACAGCCUCACGAGUCGCAACUUGAGAAGCGCGCUGUCGUUUCUUCAUUUAUUUUCAAGUUUCCCAAGGGUCCGUCUGAGAGACCGGUUGUUGCGCUCUUCAAGCGCAGUGAUAAGGUGCGGACGUACAGCCACCAUCUUGCUCCGAUAUCUGGCAGCAUAAGUCGCAGCGACAAAUUUCCUCUCGAAGCAGCGUGGCGCGAAUUGGCCGAAGAAACCUCCCUCGACCAAUCUUCGCUCAUACACUGGCGCACUGGGAAGCCGUUCACCUUUGGAGAUCGAUCUGUCAAUCGCGAAUGGACUGUUCAUCCUUUUGCUUUCAAGCUGAAAGACCCAUCCGAAGGAGGAAAAGGCGAAGGCGCUAUCAAGAUAGACUGGGAACACGAAGGAUGGGAAUGGUACGAUCCACAAUCGGUGCUGGACAGAGAAGACUUGGAGAUUGUCCCGCGUCUAAAAGACUCCCUGCGACGAGUCUGGUUUGAAGGAGAAUUGAGCGAGCGCGCAGCCAAGACCCUUUCACUUGGUCUAGAGCGUCUACGAAGCGACCACGAGAGCGGAGCACAGGAAUUGACUGCUAUCGCGCUGGUGGCCUUCCGGGAUUUCAUUGUUCAGACGCAAGAUGAGAUCAAUAGUGAGGAAUGGUGGAAGACUGUUCGCAUGGCAGCGUGGCAUAUUAUCAAGAAUGGCCGAGAAAGUAUGGGCGCAUCGACGAUGAAUGCUCUAAUUGCCGUUUUGGACGAGAUAAAGGACAUACUCGUGGACGAGCAGACAAACCCGCAGCAUACAUUGGAGCGGGUCCUGAAUGUGCUCGAUCAUCAUCUCAAGUGUCGGAAGAGUCGUCAAACGCAAGUGAAGGAUGCCUUUGCAAAUUACAUUCGAUUCAAGUUCCUGCAUCACGGGGAAGCGCUGGAUAAACUUACCAUCUUGACUGUUUCGGCUAGCUCGACUAUCCGUGACAGCAUCUUGGAGGCGUAUGCAUCGCUGGACAUCCGAAAGCUGGAACUUCGCAUUCUCGAGUCGCGGCCACUAUUCGAAGGCACUAGUAUAGGCUCAUCCAUCGUCAGCAACUUCAAGUCACGGUUCCUCGACACCCCCGGUAAAGAACUGAAAGUGAAAAUAUACACAGACGCAUCUGCCGCUUUGGCUGCCGCCGACGUGGAUUUGUUACUCCUCGGUGCCGACCGCAUAUCCAGCACAAAAGGAGUGAGCAACAAGACUGGCUCAUUACCAGCCGUUCUUUGCACAAAACACGUUAGUCCUAAUGCCCAGAUCGCUGUUCUCAGCGACCUCGAGAAGAUUAACUGUGUCGGGAGCAUGAUUGAUGAUGAUCAUCAUGAAGACAACGAUCCGAUGGAGGUCAUCAGUGCCUGGCGCAACGACGGCGUCAAAGCAGUGCGGGUGCUCGAAGAUGGCAUGAAGGAGGCUGAUGCAGAGGGGUCGUCGACGGUCGAGGUGAAGAAUACCUACUUUGAAUGGGUGCCGUUGUAUAUGGUCGAUGCGUUUGUUAGCGAAGAGGGCGUUAUGGAUGAGAGCCGCAUUCGGGAGAGGUCGAAACAACUAGGGGAGACGGUUAAUAGGUUUUUUGAGGAUUUGUGAAGCUGCCAUAGUGAUUGGGUUUAGGAACGGGAUAGUGAUGGACUUACAUAUACUAAUGAUAUUUACUAUAAUGUACCCAUAAUAUACAU